Scaptodrosophila lebanonensis is the source of this 851-nucleotide messenger RNA. Its product is annotated as lysophospholipase-like protein 1. The coding region runs from base 68 to 784 and encodes 238 amino acids. Gene Ontology annotation, cellular component: cytoplasm. The record is from RefSeq and is a predicted model, not a curated record. Gene Ontology annotation, molecular function: palmitoyl-(protein) hydrolase activity; carboxylic ester hydrolase activity. Lineage: Eukaryota; Metazoa; Arthropoda; Insecta; Diptera; Drosophilidae. The transcript has a single exon. Gene Ontology annotation, biological process: protein depalmitoylation.
GUCAAUGAGGUAGAGAAUAUAUUUUACGAUAUUUAACUAUUAUCAAGAGCGUCAGUCAUUUUCCAAAAUGAAAGUUGCCGUUAGAACAAUAAAGCCCACAGGCCGCACACAUAGCGCGUCCGUUAUAUUUUUCCACGGUUCCGGCGACACCGGACCAAAUGUAUUGGAAUGGGUCCGCUUUCUUUUAGGGAAAGACUUGGAUUUUCGGCACAUUAAAGUCAUCUAUCCUACCGCUCCCCUGCAGAAGUAUACCCCCAUGGAUGGCGAGCUGUCCACGGUAUGGUUUGAUCGGCGUUCAAUAAAUGUUGCGGCGCAGGAGAGCAGAAAGAGCAUGGCUCAAAGCUACGACAUUGCGAAUCAACUGAUACAGGAUGAGGUGGAUCAGGGUAUACCGCACAAUAGAAUUGUUGUUGGAGGUUUCUCAAUGGGUGGGGCACUCGCCUUACAUACCGGAUAUCAUUUGAACACAAACCUAGCUGGGGUUUUUGCCCACUCAGCAUUCCUUAAUCGUGGCUCUGUGGUGUACGAAUCCUUGCAAAAUCGAACGAAUUCAUCGGACGAGCUUCCUGAACUACGCAGCUACCAUGGCGAUCGCGAUACAUUGGUACCAUUAGAUUGGGGGAAGGAAAGUUUCGAUGCACUCCAAAAACUUGGGGUCACCGGCACCUUCAAGCCAUUGAAAAAUUGCUUACACGAGUUGAAGAAGGCCUCUAUGCUGGAUUUGGAGCAAUGGAUAAACGAAAAGUUGCCCCCUCUAGAAAGUGAUAUGCAAAACAAGCUUUAAGUUUGUCUUGUUGUACUUCAGUUCUUGGUUACAGCAUAAUAUAUGAAUGAAAUACUUGCCCGUUAAA